AUGUCACAGAACAUUCCGCUGUUUUCCAUGUUGUCUUGCUUCUUGUUGCUGUGGUGUUUUACCGCAGCUCAGAACUUUGGACGAGCUCAACUUGUUUAUGAAUGGAAGUGGAUUGAUUUCGAUUGGCCGUCAGCAGAGGACGAGAGAAAUGCUAGAAGUAAUGGAAGUUUCGUACCCGAGAGAAACUUAUUUUCUGGUAUCAAGGAAUAUAAAGGAACCAUUUACAUAUCGAUUCCCCGCCGAAAGUGGACAGCUGGACAACCAGUAUCCUUGGCCCGCGUAGUUACCAUCGACGGACUGGCAAAACUCAGACCCUACCCCAACUGGACGGCCCAGCAGCAAGGAGACUGUGCAGCUCUUCAGUUUGUUCAGAGUAUGGAGAUAGACCCGAACACUGGCUUCAUGUACGUCAUAGACACAGGUCGUGUGGGACUAUCUCUGAAUCUAUGUCCGGCUAAACUUGUGGUCUAUGACUUAAAAAUAGACACACAGAUCGAUUUAUAUGAAUUUCCUACGCAUGUUGUGAGUAAUACGAGUAACUUUCUUAACGAUAUCGUACUCGAUUACGUAAACGGACAAGUCAGGUAUGCCUACAUCACAGAUACUAAUGACGCCAGCAUUGUUGUUUAUGAUUUCCAUUCACGCUCCUCAUGGAAACUUAAGGACCCAACAAUGGGAAUGGAAAGUAACGGUACGGUGAUUACCAUCAGUGGAAUCCAGUAUAAUUUUCCGAUUGCUCUAAACGGCAUAGCAAUGUCUCCGGACUUUAAAUACGUGUAUUACUGCUCUCUUGGCGGUUACAAUUUAUAUCAAAUUCCAACUGAGACUCUUCGAAACCCGGGCACAUCCAACAGCAAUGGAAUUCGACUGUUGGGAAAGAAAGUUUCACAAACUGACGGAAUGAUACAUGGCAGCAAAUUCCUCUACUAUGGGGCUGUUGGGCUUAAUGCUGUUUACUUCUGGAAUGCCACCAAAGAUAUGGCUGAAAUGAAUGUGGGUAUAGGAGUAGUGACUUUGAACACACAGACGGAACUCAUAAGAAAUGAUAGCAAACUGCAAUGGCCAAGCACGUUUGCUUUCGAUGACCAAGGUUGGCUGUGGAUUGCAUGCAAUCGUCUUCAGGUAUUCUGGAAUGCCGACAACCCUCCAGAUGACGGUGAAGCUUACAUGAGGAUAUGGAAGGUGUAUGUCAACGAAACGGGUUAUUUGUAUCAGGCUCACAAGAUUGAGCAGGGUAAAAGUGAUGGAAGUACACUAACCUCUUCAACAACCGAUGUCGACUGCUUUGUCUUUUUGUCUGUAAUGUUUCUCUGUUGCCUUAAAGGAUAUUACUAA
Messenger RNA from Candidula unifasciata, 1335 nucleotides. The record is from the annotation of a GenBank genome assembly. NCBI's taxonomy places the organism in Eukaryota, Metazoa, Mollusca, Gastropoda, Stylommatophora, Geomitridae.